CUUCGCGCUUCCGGGGCAGCAGAGAAGGCGCUGCUGGUGCUACAGCAGUCAUUCUCGCCGGCCCGGGCUUUAUUUCCUCCUGCUCGGAGGCGGCUGGGGCUGACUCCCCGCGAACACCAGCCCCUUUCCCGACGAGGCAGGCUGGCUGAGCCGCCUCUCGCUUUCUCUGGCGUGUCGGCUCAGCGCUUUCCCUCGCUGCCGAGAGCGGCUGGCCCGCUCCCACGGCCCCGAAGAGGAAGAGGAGGAGGAGGAGGGCUCAGUACGCCCGCCGCCGCCCCCUUCUUUCUCUCAGGUUCCGAGGCUGCAGAACCACCCGUUCAGUUUGAGGAUUAACCCUUAUUGUGUUUUGAGAAGACGCCGCCGCGAUGCAGCCCUCUCUGCACGCUGCCUCGGAAGUCCAUCCCACCGGGUUCGGUCGGCCUGGGGCUUACUCCCAGAUGUUUCCCUUAGUGCUGGAAUGCAUCUAGUUGGCAGUCUUUCAGCUCUUAUUUCUCAUUCCAGGAAUGGAAAGUGCAUUUGGGCCAAAUCUGUAAGCUGCACCUGAUAGGAGUCUAGACUAUCAAGAAGGAAUAUUUCUUCCCUGAUUGAAGCAAAAUGAAUGAGCAUCCAAAGAAGAGGAAAAGGAAGACUCUACAUCCCUCACGUUAUUCAGAUUCUUCAGGCGCACCCAAAUAUAUAGACAACAGUGGCAUAUUUUCUGACCAUUGUUACAGUGUGUGUUCUAUGAAACAACUAGAUUUGAAAGCUUCUGAUAAUCGAGGCAGAUUUCCUACUACAGCACACACCACAGAUACUGAUGAGGAUGGCAGCCCAGUGCAUGCCGGGACAUCUCAGUGGAGUGGGGCCCAGUCCGACGUCAUGGGGUCACACUUUACAGACCCUAGAAAGAAAGAUAAACCAGCCAAUAAUGGGAUUUAUAAAGAGACAUGUGAAUCACCUAUCUUCAGUGACAGCUUAACUGAAGAGGAGAAGCCUCUGGAUAUUCAAACAGUAGAAAUUUCCACUACUGAAGUCCAGGCUGUGGAAGUUCAUGAUAUAGAAACUCAGACCAUUUCCCCUGAGAAGCUUGAAGCAGAGGAUGCCGAGGAAAUCCCCGUUGAAAGCUGCAAAGUGCUGGAGAAGAACUCUCCUUUGAAUGUCACCAUUCAGCCCAAAUGGCCUUUGCUGCGGGCUAACAGCAGCGGCAUGUACAAAUGUGAACGGUGCUCUUUUAACAGCAAGUAUUUUUCAGAUUUAAAGCAGCAUAUUGUUCUGAAGCAUAAAACCUGUCCUGAGGGCAACAUCUGUCGAGUGUGCAAGGAGAGCUUCUCCUCAAAAAAGGUGCUUAUCGAACACUUAAAAAUCCAUGAGGAGGACCCCUACAUCUGCAAGUACUGCGAUUACAAAACGGUGAUGUUUGAGAACCUGAGCCAGCACAUUGCGGACACCCAUUUCAGUGACCACCUUUAUUGGUGUGAGCAGUGCGACGUCCAGUUCUCCUCCAGCAGUGAGCUCUACCUCCACUUCCAGGAGCACAGCUGCGAUGAGCAAUACCUCUGCCAGUUUUGUGAGCAUGAAACCAGCGACCCGGAGGACUUGCACAGCCACGUGGUGAACGAGCACGCCGGCCGUCUGAUCGAGCUGAGCGACAGCUACCACAGCAGGCAGCAGCAGCAGGGCCACUACAGCCUGGUCAACAAAAUCAGCUUUGACAAGUGCAAGAAUUUCUUUGUGUGCCAAGUGUGCGGCUUCCGUAGCCGGCUUCACACCAACGUCAACCGGCACGUGGCGAUCGAGCACACCAAAAUAUUCCCCCACGUUUGUGAUGACUGCGGAAAGGGCUUCUCGGGCAUGCUGGAAUACUGCAAGCAUUUGAACACUCACAUAUCCGAAGGGAUUUAUCUGUGUCAGUAUUGCGAGUAUUCCACAGGGCAGAUUGGGGACCUCAAAAUUCAUUUGGACUUCAGGCAUUCGGCUGAGUUGCCUCAUAAGUGCACCGAUUGCUUGAUGAGGUUUGGCAAUGAAAAGGAUCUCUUAAGUCAUCUUCAGACGCACGAAACUGCUUGAUUCCCACUCCUGCACAGCUUAGAAUAUUCAAAUUAAAAUGUAAUUUUUACUUGUACUGUCCUAAAGUCAAACCACAGAAAAAUAUUCUCCACCCUCUUCAGCUCUCUUGGCUCACUAGGAGAGGUUCAUUUCACCCACACUUGUGCAGUCCAGUGUGUGUUCCUGUUCAGUAAUAUACCCUGACCACAGUGGAACCCAGUGCAUUCCUUGAUGAUGCAGUGGUGCUACUGUGACCUAGUAUGGUUAGACUACAGGCAGUCCAGCUGACACUCUUGAGGUUAUGCACACACACAUACAUGCUCACUGACCAGUGUUCCCUCUAACAGGGAUUCCCAGAUGUUGUUGACUACAACUCCCAGCAUCCCCAACUGCAAUAGCCUUUGCUUGGGGAUUAUGGGAGUUGUAGUCAACAACAUCUGGGAAUCCCUGUUAGAGGGAACACUGUCAUUGAUGUGCACACACUGCUUCAAAACCUUUCAGCUUCAUCUUACUGCUCACAGGUUAUUCAAUACGAUUGUAAAAAUGUAAGUGCAAUAGAUGGUUUAAUCUCUGCAUUUUUUUAAAUCUGUGAGCUCCUGGAUUUCUACAGAUAGGAGAUAAAUGAUAAAUGCACCGUUGUAUCCAGCUGUUGAGUCUAGUGUGUGUGUGUGUGUGUGUGUGUGUGUGUGUGUGUGUGUGUGUGUGACUGAACUUGUUAACGUGUAAUAGCAUGUACAAUUGAUGUCUGACAACCAAACAUAACAUCCUUUUUGUACCUAUGGAAGGAAAUAAACUUAGUAUCCAGAUAAUAUUUUACAUCACUGUGUUCAUAUUACUGUUACAAUUAAACAGGAUGAGCAUGUGUGUUUUAAAGCUGAA
Molecule: messenger RNA, 2904 nt
Organism: Hemicordylus capensis (graceful crag lizard)
Lineage: Eukaryota; Metazoa; Chordata; Lepidosauria; Squamata; Cordylidae
Gene: ZNF639
Product: zinc finger protein 639
Exons: 7
Coding region: 595-2046 (483 amino acids)
Biological process (GO): regulation of transcription by RNA polymerase II
Cellular component (GO): nucleus
Molecular function (GO): RNA polymerase II transcription regulatory region sequence-specific DNA binding; DNA-binding transcription factor activity, RNA polymerase II-specific
Source: RefSeq, a predicted model, not a curated record